Messenger RNA from Entrophospora sp. SA101, 1353 nucleotides. The record is from the annotation of a GenBank genome assembly. NCBI's taxonomy places the organism in Eukaryota, Fungi, Glomeromycota, Glomeromycetes, Entrophosporales, Entrophosporaceae.
AUGCAAACUUUAUCAGAUUUUUUAUAUGAAUACGGUUUAGAAUUAAAACCACACCUUACAAAAAACCGGAUACUCAAAGUUCUUCAACCACUUCCUAAAGGAUUUACUUUAAUACCAUCGUUCCCACUUGCAUGUUUUCCAAAUAAUAAUGAAGUUUCAAAAAUAAGAUGUGAUCAAUGUUUAGGAAUUAAACCAUUAAAAACUUGUUCAAAAUGUCAUAAAAUUUUUUAUUGCAGUUCCGAGUGUCAAACACUUUCAUGGAAAUAUCAUCAUAAAAAACUUUGUAGUAUUUAUGCAAACGUUGAGCAAGGAACAAACGUUGAUGAUGAUAAUGACGAAAAGAUGGAAAAAGAAAUGUUGAGAAGAGUUUCAUUGAUAAUUUCAAAUUAUCUUGAAAAUCUAAAAAAAAAAGACUUUAGCAAAGUGAAAACAAUAGAUGAAAGAACACUGAUAAACAACAUACUUUGUGAGACAUUUUUGAGUUUGAUGACACAUCGUGAUGAACAACCUCAAACUAAACUUGAAAAUUAUCGAAAGACUGCAUCUAAAGUCUUUGCUGAAUUGAAGUUAACCAAUUUAUCAGAAGAUGACUUAAUCAAUUUUUUGUGCAAAUUUUAUUGCAAUAAUUUUUCUAUUCAUGAUUAUCAAAUAUUUACCUUUGGCGAUGGAACAUAUCCUAUUGGAGCAUUAAUUAAUCAUUCUUGUCGGCCAAAUUCAAUAGUUAUGUAUGAUGGUGAAGUACAACUAAUCAGGACUAUAGAGGAUAUCAGCAAAGGGGAAGAAAUCACCAUAUCAUAUAAUGAUAUUGCAAUAGAUAAAAAAUCCAGACAAAGAAUUUUGAGAGAAAAACAUUUUUUUAGAUCUGGACAAAUAAUUGAAGAAACUGAUGAUAAUAGGGAAAUUUUAAAAAACUGGUUAAUAAAUGAUACAUCUAAAGAUGAAUACGUGAAAUCUCUUGAUGAAUUCUUGACUAAUUUACCAUUGCCAGAUUCCCUGACUCAUAAUCCAUACUCGAAAUUAGCACUUUCAGUUUCAACUCAAACAUUUUUUGAAUUUAUUGAUUCACUUGAAUGGAAUAAAGCAUCAAUAAUAGGAAAAUUCAUAUUGGCUAUUUAUCUUUUGAUUUAUCCAAGAUUUCACCCAGUAAUUGGAUUGCAUUUAUUUACAUUGGGCAAAUGUAUUUGGAAUGAUUCAACCAACAACAAUGAGAAGGUAAAACAAACUGUUGAAAUAUUACAAUUAGCAAAAAGAGUAUUUGAAAUUACUCAUGGUGUAGGGGAUAAAAAUAAGGAAAUGAUUUAUGAGGUGGAUGAAUUGCUUAUAAUUGCACAAAAUGAAUUAAAAAAAAAUUAA